ACACAAAUGUUGAACGAGAAACGGGUCGUAAGGCCCAAAUCUCGAAUAUAACAGCUGCAAAAACUGUAGCAGACAUUAUCCGAACUUGUCUUGGUCCACGUUCAAUGCUUAAAAUGCUCCUUGACCCCAUGGGGGGAGUAGUGCUGACUAAUGACGGAAAUGCCAUCCUUCGAGAAGUUGAGGUGGCUCACCCGGCAGCAAAAAGCAUGAUUGAGCUUAGUCGGACGCAGGACGAAGAAGUUGGCGAUGGAACGACUAGUGUCAUUAUUUUGGCUGGUGAACUUCUCGCACAAACGCUUCCAUAUCUUGAAAGAAAUAUUCAUCCAAUAGUUAUAAUUUCUGCUUACAAAAAGGCUCUUGAUGAUGCAAUCAAAAUCAUUGAUGGUAUUUCAGAGUCGGUAAAUAUUGAGAAUGAAGAAGAAAUGUUAAAUUUGGUAAAGAGUGCGCUUGGAACAAAAUUUGUGAGUCGAUGGAGUGAUCUAAUGUGUAAAUUAGCAUUGGAUGCUGUGCGCACAGUUGCCAAGGAGGAAGAUGGCAAGCGAGAAGUUGAUAUAAAACGAUAUGCUCGAGUUGAAAAGGUUCCCGGUGAUGAAAUUGAAGAUUCGAAAGUUUUAGACGGAAUAAUGUUAAACAAAGAUGUAACUCAUCCGAAAAUGCGUCGUAAGAUUGAGAACCCGCGUAUUGUGCUUUUAGAUUGUCCUCUUGAAUAUAAAAAAGGCGAGUCACAAACUAAUGCAGAAAUUAUGGAUGAAAAUCAUUGGAAUCGGUUAUUACAAAUUGAAGAGGAACAAAUCAAGGAAAUGUGCGAUAAAAUUAUAUCGGUGAAACCUGAUUUGGUUUUCACGGAAAAAGGUGUUUCCG
Messenger RNA from Ambispora leptoticha, 861 nucleotides. The record is from the annotation of a GenBank genome assembly. NCBI's taxonomy places the organism in Eukaryota, Fungi, Glomeromycota, Glomeromycetes, Archaeosporales, Ambisporaceae.